AUGGGUCAAUUACAGGUCUUGGCUGCGUUACUCAGCGUGUUUCCACAAAUUGGUCUUUCGAAACCAUGCGAGACUCCAUAUCCUCCUCUUAUGCACCCUUUGCAAUCCAGACAAUUCUCUGAUAAUUUGGGUGCUGUUGCGAGUGAGAGUGAGAUAUGCAGUACCAUUGGAGUUAAUAUUCUACGGGAUCGCGGUAACGCGGCCGAUGCUAUGGUAGCGACAGUUCUCUGCAUUGGAACAAUUGGCAUGUAUCAUUCUGGUAUCGGUGGAGGAGGCUUUAUGCUCAUCCAUGCACCGGACCAGAAGAAUGGAUCGAAUUCAUACGAAUUCGUCGACUUUCGUGAGACGGCACCUGCGGCUGCUACGGAAAACAUGUUCAAAAAUAAUGUGAACGAGAGUAUAUCCGGCGGCAAAGCAAGCGGUGUCCCAGGAGAAUUGAGAGGUCUCCAACAUCUACACGAAAAAUACGGCAGUCUACCCUGGUCUCAACUCGUGCAACCAGCCAUCAAGGUCGCACGCUACGGCUUCCCCGUCAACAACGACACCCUCAAGUUCAUGGGAGCCACCUACACCAAAUUUGAGAACGAGAGUUUCCUUCUCAACGAUCCAGCUUGGGCAAUUGAUUUCGCACCUUCCGGCAGACUCGUCAAGUUUGGCGAGAAGUUGACACGAAAGAGAUUUGCGGAUACUCUAGAAACCAUCGCUUCUGAGGGACCAGAUGUCUUUUAUCAAGGUGCUAUCGCCGAGGCGACUAUUCGGACUUUGAAGCGUGAAAAAGGCGUCAUGACGAUGGAUGACCUUAAGAAUUAUUCUGUUGAAAUUCGUCAGCCUUCGCAGAUUAAUUAUAGAGGUGGAAAGGUCACGAGCGGUUCGGCUCCUUCAAGCGGUGCUGUAGUAGCAGCUGCAUUGAACAUUCUGGACGGAUAUGACUUCCUUGGAGAUCCAAGUCGGGUCAACGAUACGGCUUACUAUACCGACGAAGCGUUCAAGUUCAGCUACGGCAUGCGUACCAACUUGGGCGAUCCCAGUUUUGUGGAUGAUAUGACAGAGUAUCAGAAACAAAUGUACUCGAACAAGACAGCUCAAGAGGUUAGAGCAAAGUUGGAUGGUCGAGCUCUUGCGUUGAAAGAGUAUGAUCCCAAAGGCCUUGAGAGCUUGGAAACACCUGGAACAUCUCACAUCGUCGCCAUGGACUCAUCCGGCUUAGCCAUAUCGCUUACCACCACCAUCAACCUCAACUUUGGCUCCAAGGUCAUCGUCCCAGAAACAGGCAUAAUCAUGAACAACGAGAUGAACGAUUUCAGCAUCCCAGGCGAAUCCAACCAAUUUGGCUUCAUCCCCAGCGAAGCAAACUUUAUCCGUCCCGGAAAACGCCCUCUUUCCAGUAUCAGCACCACCAUCGUUGAAGACGCAGACGGAAAGGUUUCUCUUGUUACAGGAUCUGCUGGCGGUAGCAGGAUCAUCACUGCGACUACGCAAGUUGUGCUCAAUGCUAUUGAUAAGAAUAUGACUGUGCGCGAAGCCCUUGCUGCGCCUAGAUUACACGACCAGCUUGUCCCGCGACAGGUGACUUUUGAGUAUGCGUUUGAUAAUUCUACUGUUGCGUAUCUGAAAGAAGUUGGGAAUAAUGUUACGUGGGUGCCGACGCAGAGCACGGCGCAGGCUUUGAGAAGAUUGGCGAAUGGGACGUUUGAGGCUGCUGGAGAGCCUCGACAAGUGAAUUCUGGUGGUUUCUCAACUUGA
Fusarium pseudograminearum CS3096 is the source of this 1743-nucleotide messenger RNA. RefSeq lists its product as uncharacterized. Gene Ontology annotation, cellular component: plasma membrane. Gene Ontology annotation, molecular function: glutathione gamma-glutamate hydrolase. Lineage: Eukaryota; Fungi; Ascomycota; Sordariomycetes; Hypocreales; Nectriaceae. The transcript has 3 exons. The record is from RefSeq and is a predicted model, not a curated record. Bases 1 to 1743 code for a protein of 580 amino acids. Gene Ontology annotation, biological process: glutathione catabolic process.